AAUACUGUAAGAGAAGAAGAAAGCACCGUGUCACGUGAUCGCAGUGUAUCAACGGUAGGCCUCGCUUAGCAUUUUAGCAUAACACAUUUCACUCGUAAUCUGGACAGGACACGUACUUUGAAAUAAAAUGGGAAUUGAAGAUGAAACUGACAGAACCCUCUUCAUCAGAAAUCUGGACUCGAGAGUGACUGAGGAGCUACUAUUCGAACUGUUUUUACAGGCAGGACCUCUCAUCAGAACCAAGAUCCCGAAAGACCCAGACGGAAAGCAGAAGACUUUCGGUUUUGCCGUCUACAAACACGAGGUGUCUGCGCCCUAUGCCAUGCAGCUUCUGAACGGCACCACGUUGUUUGGGAAAACUAUACAUGUGCAGUUCAGAUCUGGAAGCAGCCAUGGCAAUAGUCCAGGAAACUCACAGAAUUCCAGUCCUGCAAAUACUCCUAAUCCGCAUGGGGCAAGGAGUCCAGUUCAGUUCAAUUCUCCACCGUACACUCCUCCACAAAUGCAGCGUCCAUUCUUCAGUCCAGACAACAAUCUGCAGAAGCAAGUCAUGAUGAACAACAUGAUGUGGUCACUUCACAUGCAGCAGAUGCAGCAACUUGAGCAGUCAACUCCCUCCAAGUCUUUAUCAAGGCCCGGAGGUGGUUCAAGACAGCACGACAGCUCCCCCUACAGGCAGAACAAUGGAAGCAGAGGUCGUUAUCAGGAUGAAUCUGGAUCAGGGCGCUACCAGCCGUACAGCCACAGCCGUGAACACCAUCACCAAAAUGAUCGGAGCCGUCACCAUGACAACAGGAAUAUGAAGAGGCACCAUGACGACAGAGGAAACAACAGCAGCUACCAAGACUCCAGGUUUAGACGCUACUGAGAAACUGGGAUUUUGUAAAGACUCUUUUAUGACUCUAUAGACAGAUGUUAGAAAAAAACAUGAAUUCUUGUGUACACUCAGGUUGUUCGUACAUGGAUCUACUCAUUGGGGUUUAUAUAGAUGAUGUUUGAGAGCAUUUUUUUUCUAUUAUUUUAACAUGUUUUUAAAAUUGUACUGUGCUUUAAUUUGAACUUUUAUUCAAACAGAACAGUCAUAUUGGGGCCAAUAUUGAAGUCUUGUAAUAUAAUUUUGAUGGAAAAAAGAAAAAUAGAAAUUGCCUAUUUCUUGUAUGCUGGUACUUGGUGCUUCCAACAUUUUAACUUUGGACAUUUUUGCUAAAAAAAAGAUUUCACCAGCACCACAAAGUCUGCAACAGCACCAAUCCUUAUUAUUGGCCAAACCUUUGUCCUUGGUCCAUCUGGAAAUGUUUUUUAAUUUUAAAUGAUAGGUUCUUACUCUGUAAAAACAGCCACAUGUUUUAAAUGGAACACCUUUGAUUACAUAAAGCCCUUUCAUUUCCAGA
This is a messenger RNA of Boleophthalmus pectinirostris (great blue-spotted mudskipper), 1391 nucleotides long. It is a transcript of the gene rbm7, whose product is annotated as RNA binding motif protein 7. Gene Ontology annotation, molecular function: single-stranded RNA binding. The transcript is spliced from 5 exons. Bases 128 to 868 code for a protein of 246 amino acids. The record is from RefSeq and is a predicted model, not a curated record. Gene Ontology annotation, biological process: regulation of alternative mRNA splicing, via spliceosome. NCBI's taxonomy places the organism in Eukaryota, Metazoa, Chordata, Actinopteri, Gobiiformes, Gobiidae. Gene Ontology annotation, cellular component: nucleus.